AGAUCUCUCAUCUCCUGCCACAAAGGAACUUGUGGCUGAGACUGCCCCGCCCUCCGCUGAUGUGGCAUCCCCUCGCCUCUAAUUAUACCCACCAAAAUCAGAAAGAAUCAUCUCCUCUACUCCAAGCAAACCAAACCAAAGCAAAGCCAAGCCAAGCAAAGCAGCUACUACUCAAACACUCACUCUUCUUUCGAGAGAUAGCCAGCCAGCCAUCCGUCCGUCCGUCCGUCCGUCCGUCAAGGUCCGGAGAGAGAAAGAGCGGAACCCAACAAAAUUUGAUCCAAAACAGACAAAGGAAAAGAAAAGAAAUAGGAAGCCGAGAAGUGGACAGAAAUGUCGGAACUCAAGGACCCGGCGAUCAGGCUGUUCGGAAAGACCAUUCCAUUGCUUCCUGCCGACCAAAUCGCCUCCGCCGUUGCGGUUGGUCACCCUCCUGAUUUCAACCAGCUUGUCUCUCCGGCAGACAAGAAUUGCAGCAGAGUUGGAGACGCAGAUGAAGAAGACAGCAAGAUACCUUCGGAAAGUGAAAUCGCCGAGAAGGCGGAAAAGGAGGAUAGUAGCUCCAACCCCAGUGCAGAAGAGCUAAAAGAUCCAGCAAUAUCAUUUGAUGAGGACCCGGACCCGGGAACGCCCUCCGUCGACAAGGAAGGCGAUUCACCCGAAGUUCCCAAGAGCAAUGAGCAGAGUGAAAGUAGCGUUUCGCAAGAGAGGAUUCACAAGAAGCCGGACAAAAUACUUCCAUGCCCUCGUUGCAGUAGCAUGGACACCAAGUUCUGCUACUACAACAACUACAACGUUAACCAGCCCCGACAUUUCUGCAAAAACUGUCAGCGAUACUGGACAGAUGGAGGGACGAUGAGGAACGUCCCGGUUGGCUCUGGUCGGCGCAAGAACAAGAGCUCCUCUGCCUCGUAUUAUCGACACAUGAUGGUCUCAGAAGCCCUCCAAGCUGCCAGAGAAGGGGCUGCCAAUGGGAUUCACCACCCUGCUGCUGCCUUAACAUCCAAUGACACUGUCUUUGCUUUCGGCUCAGACACGCCUCUCGGCGAAUCCCCGGCUUCUGCAUUAAGCAAUGCAGAGAAGUCACAGAAUUGUGGCCAGAACAGAAUUCACAGACCGGAACAGAAAACUUGUGUUUCCAGCAGAGGGAGAGAAGAUGGGGUUGGUUACUCAAGUAGGUCUUCGAUCACAGUUUCAGAUUCAGUAGACAAGGGAAGCGACUCGGUUUUGCAAGAAUCAGCCAUAUCAAAUAUCCAGCCCUUUGCAUGGCCUUGUCCAUGGAAUUCGUCUCAAUGGAACCCUGCGAUGCCUCGGCCUAAUUUUGGCCCUUUGGGCUAUCCUAUAACAAUUUACUCAGCGCCACCUUAUUGGGGUCCUUCCCUACCCGGAUCCUGGAACAUGACCUGGCUUUCCCCUCCCAUUUCGUCGCCUAAUUCUCCAGCCUUGGGGAAACAUCCAAGGGAAGAUGACAUGCUCAAGCCAUCAAACUCAGGCAAAGAAGAGGCCUCAAAAGAGAACUCCCGGGGGAGCUGUGUUUGGAUUCCAAAGACCCUGAGGAUCGACGAUCCAAGCGAAGCUGCAAAGAGCUCUAUAUGGUCAACUCUCGGGUUUAAGAGCGAAAAGGCGGAUGCGAUGAAUGGCAGAGGCCUGUUUAAGACCUUCCAAUCGAAGGGUGACGAGCGAAGACACAUGACCGAGACAUCUCUGGUGAUGCAAACCAACCCCGCAGCCUUGUCCCGAUCACUCAACUUCCAUGAGAGCGUGCAGUGACUGUUGACUUGAGACUACUGAAAUCUCAUUCUUAUUGCAGAUCCAAUCCGAAAGCCGAAAAAAUUUCUUCAUCGGCAGUUUUGCUAGGCAGAACAGCAACGCGUGUUGAACUUGAUUAUUGACCCCCAUAAUUGCGGCAGGAUCUUUAAUUAACACCCCCCCACCCCGCCAAUGCUCUCUCUCUCUCCAUAUAUAUAUAUGUCCUUUCUUUUUGCUGUGACAGUAAGAAGAUUAAGUGCAAGUGUUGUUGUACAUAGCUAUAUACAAGCAUAGCAAGGAGGAAAAACUCUUGAGAUUCUUGAACUGGUACCCUUUGGAAUAAGCAUGCAUGUUAAUCCAAAUCAAUCAACAAUUUCUUGUCAACUUAAU
This is a messenger RNA of Diospyros lotus (date-plum), 2139 nucleotides long. RefSeq names its product cyclic dof factor 3-like. The transcript is spliced from 2 exons. The record is from RefSeq and is a predicted model, not a curated record. Gene Ontology annotation, biological process: regulation of DNA-templated transcription. The coding region runs from base 334 to 1770 and encodes 478 amino acids. Lineage: Eukaryota; Viridiplantae; Streptophyta; Magnoliopsida; Ericales; Ebenaceae. Gene Ontology annotation, molecular function: DNA binding; DNA-binding transcription factor activity.